Thamnophis elegans (Western terrestrial garter snake) is the source of this 837-nucleotide messenger RNA. It is a transcript of the gene TMEM45B, whose product is annotated as transmembrane protein 45B. NCBI's taxonomy places the organism in Eukaryota, Metazoa, Chordata, Lepidosauria, Squamata, Natricidae. The transcript has 5 exons. The coding region runs from base 1 to 837 and encodes 278 amino acids. The record is from RefSeq and is a predicted model, not a curated record.
AUGCCAACUUUAGCAGGCCAUAUCCUUCCAGGGUGUUUCUUUAUAUUUUUUGGGUUCUGGUGGUCAGUGAAAUACCCGCUAAAGCGUAUCAGCAGGACACACAAGAAGAACAGUCACAUACAGUGGAACUUCAAACAUGUGGAGAUCAUCGACGGAGCAGUCAAAGUUAUCUUUGGAUUAAUAGGGAUACUUGCUGAUCAGUUCGCUUCCAGUGGACCCCACCUCCAGCUCUACAGUGAACAGACACACAGUUGGGUGAAGCUGAUGCUCUGGCAACAUUCCACCAUGUAUUUCUUCUUUACGAUCUCUGGAGUAGUGGAAAUAAUCACCUAUUCCUCGACCUUAAUGCCUGUUGGGCUGGACCGCUUCAUGCUGGGUAUUGCAUUGUUUGUGGAAGGCUUCCUCUUCAAAUAUCAUGUCAGCCAACGGCCAAUGCUUGAUCAAGUCAUCCAUUCCCUGCUCCUGCUAACCAUCUUUCCUGGCGUCGCCAUCUGCUUCGUACAAGUCUUUGUCCGUGACAAUCUGAUUUUGGACUUAUUCCUUGUCUGCCUGGCCUUCUUGCAAGGAACCUGGUUUUGGCAGAUAGGUUUUGUGUUGUAUCCACCACGGGGAAGACCAGAAUGGGACCUGAAUGACCACAGCAACUUAAUGUUCAUCACCAUGUGCUUCUGCUGGCAUUUGGCCCUUGCAAUCUUCAUUACGGCAGUGAAUUAUGUCCUGGUCUAUUGCUACCUCCAGAAUUGUAAAAGGAGCUACAGACAAAUUGAGAUUGGACUUGGCACAAGGAAGCAAAAGGAUGUACAUGCUCCCCUCAUAAACGAAUCGGAUGAAGAAUAA